AUGGGUAACCAUUCGAAUCGUCUUACUGCGCAUACUUGGAGUCCUAAUCGACUGGAACAGACGACUGGUUUAUCUCAAGAUCAAAUCGAUCAAUUUCACGCGAAAUAUAUCGAAGCAUCGGAACACGAUGGCGCAAUGAAUAUGAAUAAAUUUACUCAAUUAUAUUCUCAUCUUCCAUGGGGAAAUUCCGAGCAUUUGCAAGAUCGUGCAAUGCACUUAUUUCGUGCUUUUAAUCGAGAUCACAAUGAUAUAUUAUCAUUUGAUGAAUUCCUUGCUGCUAUUAUCUUUAUCGAUUAUGAACUUAAUCGAAAUCAGAGAGAAAUCUCGUCGAAUAGCGACGAUGUACAGUGUUAA
This is a messenger RNA of Adineta ricciae, 354 nucleotides long. NCBI's taxonomy places the organism in Eukaryota, Metazoa, Rotifera, Eurotatoria, Adinetida, Adinetidae. The record is from the annotation of a GenBank genome assembly.